UGGACAGGGAAACGUCAAUCAUUUUGAGAAACAUAGCUGGGAAACCUUCUCAUUUGCUGACCAAGGAGGAGCAGGCUGCCAGGCAGAAGGCAGAAAAAAUCAGGGUGGCAUUGGAGAAGAUCAAAGAGGCACAAAUCAAAAAGCUGGUGAUACGGGUCCACAUGUCUGAUGAGAGCUCCAAAACAAUGAUGGUCGAUGAAAGACAAACAGUCAGGCAGGUUCUGGACAAUCUCGUGGAUAAGUCCCACUGUGGAUUCGGCUCGGAUUGGUCAUUAGUGGAGACAAUCCCAGAACUUCAGAUGGAGCGAAUCUUUGAAGAUCAUGAAAAUCUGGUAGAGAACUUGCUGAACUGGACUCGAGAUAGUCAGAAUAAGCUCAUGUUUACUGAACGCAUUGAGAAAUAUGCACUUUUUAAAAAUCCACAG
Rhincodon typus (whale shark) is the source of this 425-nucleotide messenger RNA. RefSeq names its product ras-associated and pleckstrin homology domains-containing protein 1-like. The transcript has 4 exons. The annotation marks the transcript as partial. Gene Ontology annotation, cellular component: cytosol; plasma membrane. The record is from RefSeq and is a predicted model, not a curated record. Lineage: Eukaryota; Metazoa; Chordata; Chondrichthyes; Orectolobiformes; Rhincodontidae. Gene Ontology annotation, biological process: signal transduction.